AUGGCUCGUAUCAAGUUUACUACUGCGCCUACAUCGGCUGUUCAAGUACAGUCCGCCCGAGUUCUUCACGAGAAGAAGAGCGCGACUUCUACCCGGAAGAAGACACAGGCUGAGGUUGAGAAUCCGGCCAAGUCUGCUGUGUCUGAGGGCUUGUUCCUGAAGCAGCAACAAAGUUUAGAGAUGGUACAAAUAAUGCUACAUGUAUCGUUUGGGACAUUAUUUUAUCUUCGAUAUUCAUACCGAGAAUUCCUCGACUCUAAAUCACGCCAUGACACUAAUGGAGGCGACCCAGAUAUCGCUUUCGGUAAUGGGAAGAGAGGCCAGCCACUCAAGGUGAUGAUACGCGGCACCGAUCCCAAGGCAGACAUGAUACUUGAUGUUCUGGUACGCUCCACGGAUUACUCCUGCCCCUCCUUAUCCCAAUGGCCAGUCCAUCUACCUUUCAGUGCGUGUUUUCAUUGA
Messenger RNA from Aspergillus oryzae RIB40, 462 nucleotides. Its product is annotated as putative meiosis specific protein Hop1. Lineage: Eukaryota; Fungi; Ascomycota; Eurotiomycetes; Eurotiales; Aspergillaceae. The transcript is spliced from 3 exons. Bases 1 to 462 code for a protein of 153 amino acids. The record is from RefSeq and is a predicted model, not a curated record.